Messenger RNA from Camellia sinensis, 204 nucleotides. NCBI's taxonomy places the organism in Eukaryota, Viridiplantae, Streptophyta, Magnoliopsida, Ericales, Theaceae. The record is from RefSeq and is a predicted model, not a curated record.
AUGCCUUCAAAUGAAAGCAAGCACAAACAAAGUCAAACAUUAAUAUACGCCUCUGGUGUAGUUAUCACUACUUUGAUCACUGUUCCCAAUUGGCCUUUCUUCAAUCACAACCCUCUCAAGUGGCUUGAUCCGAGUGAAGCCGAAAAGCAUUCGAAGAUGCAGAUAGUUGAUUCUAGUUCGAAGAAGAAGAUAUCUAAGAAGUAG